UCAAUCCAUCAACUGUGCAGUACCGCAUCACUGCCUUAACGUUUCUAAAAAUCUGUGUGGUAGAUAGGUGACGAAAAUGAUCGUCGAAAGGUUUGCUGUACUUCUUUUCGUAACAGCAAUCUACUCACUGGAUUAUCGCGCCACCGUUGCAAACAAGAUAACAUCACCAAAAGAUUGCAUUCAGUCAAAUGGAUAUCUACUGGAACAUUUCCCGGCUGAUGAGCUCGAGGAAACACGUACGAUCAACUGGUUAAUUCUGACCGGCACGACACAGACUACCCUCCACACUGGGGUAUUGAUAUGCUUUCCAGAUUUAAAGGAACUAACUCUCACACACAGCGAACUGUCAGCUAUUGACGAAAAUGCCUUCGGAGUUGUGCCCCAGCUGUGGACACUUAAUAUGAGCUAUAAUGCGCUGAACACCCUGUUGGAUGGUGGAAAGCCCGUACUGAAAGGAUUGUCCCAAUUGCGCCGUCUCGAUUUAAGCUACAACAGAUUUCAGGUGUUACAUUCAAACCUUUUCCACGAAUUGAACAAUUUAACAGAAUUAAUUAUUUCUAACAACGGUUUGGCAACAAUCCAUGUAAAAGCAUUCGAUGGAUUGUUCAACUUGAAAACUUUAGAUCUGUCUCAGAAUAAACUGGAUUAUUUGCCCAGUGGAAUGCUACUACACUGCCAAAAUUUGAAAGUGUUAUCACUGAGAAAUAAUCGGAUUAAAUAUUUUAGCAGCAAAACAUUCAAAAGUCUGGAGGGACUGGAGGAAUUGGAUUUGAGUGAUAACAACAUCACGAGCCUACCGAAGACAACGUUCGUUUCCUUGAGGGGUCUGAAAGUACUGCUGUUAAAUGGCAAUGGAUUGCAAAAACUCACAGAACCUGUAUUCGGCCCGUUGGAGAAUUUGGAGUAUUUGAAUAUCGCAGAAAACGAACUAAUCUUUCUACCCGAAUCAGUUCUCAGUCCAUUGAAGAACUUGAAAUUCUUUAACGCGCAGGUCAAUAAACUGGAAGCGGUAUCAGUGGAUCUUUUCCAAUCAAACCUGCUUUUACAAGAAGUCAGCUUCAGUGAUAAUCAAAUUGCUACAUUUCCACAGAGAACAGUUGUUUUCCUUAUCUAUCUGAAAAAUUUGGAUUUGACCAACAACAAAUUGAAUGAGACAUUUUCCAUUCAGUUUUCUAAUGAUACCAACGUAAAUUUGUAUCUCAGUGGGAACAAAUUAAACAACGCAAAUUUCUCCGGGAAUGUCACAUAUCUAACAAUGGCCCAUAACGAGUUAACCAAUCUUCAAAACUACACAUUUGGCGCUAAUCCUGAUAUUCGCAGUAUAUUUCUGGAUUAUAACCAAAUCAACACAAUUUCACCACAUGCGUUUUACGGGCUUUCUAAACUCGAAGAGCUGAGUAUCAGUUGCAAUCCGAUUAAAACAUUUGAAUCAUAUUUCCUGCAGUCCAUUCCAAUGCUCAAGUACCUUAGUUUGAGUAACAUAGGUCUUUCAUAUCUUCCGGAUGAUUUCUUGUUUAUGCAAAAACAACUUUCCUCCCUACGAUUGGGGGACAAUCGGUUGGAAUACCUACCGGAGUACAUAUUCGAUGGACUAAGUGAGCUGCAAUAUCUAGGGCUAGAGAACAACAGAAUCGCAAACAUAUCCUCAAAACAAUUCAAAGAGUUGACAAAUCUCAAAAGUUUGUACCUCUAUGACAAUAUUAUCGGUCAUCUCGACGACGACCUGUUUGAUGAAUUGAUCAAUUUGAAACUACUUGCACUGCAUAACAAUCUACUAACGGAACUCAACGAUAGAUUAUUUAGUAAAUUAAUACAUUUGGAACGGAUCGGACUACACAAUAAUGUAAUUCAAAACAUCACCGCGGGUGUUUUCCGUGGGCUCCUUCAGCUAAAGGUCGUACAUUUGUAUGAAAAUCAAAUCAGUGAACUGCCUUCGAGUUUGUUCCAGGACAACGUAGGUCUCGAGGAAGUGGUGCUAAGGAAUAACUUGGUUGUGGAAAUUCCACGAAACACCUUCAGAUAUCUCCCCAAACUAAAAAUUUUGGAUCUGUCUGGGAACAUUAUUACUAGAAUUUAUUCGCAAUCGUUUGAAAACUGCGAACAGCUCAAAGAACUAUGGCUUGGUGGAAACGAGAUCGAAACGCUUGAUCAAUCAGCAUUUUAUGGACUACAACAACUGGAAAUGUUAGAUCUCAGUGACAACAAAAUAACAGUCAUUGAGGAAAGAACUUUCGAAAAUUUAGGACUGUUAAAACGUUUGUAUCUUGGUAAUAACCAUGUUAAUAAACUGUUUGCAACGCAUUUCGUUUCUCUCGUGAGCCUACAAGUACUAUCAGUGUUUAACAACAACGUAAGCAGGUUGAAUAACGAUGUGUUUGUCAAUAAUUGGCUUCUAGAGGAAUUAUAUUUGGACGGAAACCAAAUAUCUGUGAUAUCAACCCGCGCAUUUAUCGGACUAGACAAUUUGAAAACUUUACAUCUGUCCAAAAACAACAUAAGUUCUUUGAGUCAGGGUGUGUUAAAUCCUGUAUUCUCACUAAUCGAACUGAAAUUGGAUAGUAACUCAUUGAAUCAUCUUCCGAUCGAUUUGCUUCUCCAUCAAUCCUGGCUAGAGUUUUUGUCGCUAUCAGAAAAUAAUAUUGAAUCACUUCCCGAAGGUAUUUUUGCUGACAGUACGAAACUCAGAAUACUGGAACUAAACAACAAUAAUAUCGCAGAUAUUCCAAGCAAAUUACUGCUACCAUUACGAGAAUUGGAAGAGCUGUAUUUGGAAAAUAAUUACCUCAGCCAACUGCAAGAACACAUCUUCAUCAACAAUGAACGACUGAAAGUCCUAAACAUCGCCGGAAACUUUUUGUCCUCAUUUGACAUCUUCAAGACAUCCUUCGCAGUCAGCCUUCAAGUUUUGGACAUCCAGUCAAACCAUCUGCAGAUGAUUCAAAUUACUCGAAACUUACUCAAACUAUUCGCCCAAAAUAACGACAUCGAUACCAUUUUCGUCGAAAGUGCAUCCUUCCACCAGCUGGAAGUCCUCGACCUGGCUGACAACAAUUUGUGUCGAAUAGACAAACUUUUCAAACUGAUACGCUUGAGGUCCCUUAACCUUGCUCUGAACAAUUUUGAAAAACUGGACGUUUCACGGCUGUACAAGUUGCCAUACCUUAGCAGCUUCAACAUUUCGAAGAGUGGAAUCAGAUCCUUGACCGGAGUGCUUCACAAACGACAUGCGGCGCUGGAAUCGUUCGAUAUAGCCGGAAAUGGGAUAGACCACUUUAACAACUUUAUUCCCAUAUACUUCACGUCGCUGUUGCAGCUAGCUGUCAACGGAAAUCCAUUUGUGAACCAGGAGUUUUACGACAACAUGAUGUUACUCAGAGGAAUAGGUGCGUUGCAGGACGACCUGAAAAUAACCUAAUUUAUCAUUGAGUAAGAUAGUGGGUUAAUAAUACAAUCUU
Messenger RNA from Topomyia yanbarensis, 3455 nucleotides. RefSeq names its product protein artichoke-like. The transcript is spliced from 2 exons. NCBI's taxonomy places the organism in Eukaryota, Metazoa, Arthropoda, Insecta, Diptera, Culicidae. The record is from RefSeq and is a predicted model, not a curated record. Gene Ontology annotation, molecular function: protein binding. Bases 77 to 3415 code for a protein of 1112 amino acids.